AUGUCGUUCCAAGACCGCGCCCAGCACCAAAUCUCGCAGCUCGACAAGGAGCUGUCGAAGUAUCCGGCCCUCAACAACUUGGAGAAGCAGACCUCCGUCCCGAAGGUUUAUGUCGUGCUUGGUCUUGGAGCUCUCUACUUCUUCAUGAUCUUCUUCAACAUUGGUGGAGAGUUCCUUGUCAACACUGCUGGCUUCCUUAUUCCGGCCUAUUACUCGCUGGACGCCUUAUUCAGUUCAAGCAGGACCGAUGAUACUCAGUGGUUGACGUACUGGGUUGUUUAUGCUUUCCUAACUGUGUUCGAGAGCGCGGUUAACGCCGUCUACUGGUUCCCCUUCUACUACACCUUCAAGUUCAUCCUUGUGCUCUGGAUGGCGCUUCCCCAGACCGGCGGCGCCCAGAUCGUCUUCCGCUCGUUCCUCCAGCCGGUCUUCUCCCGCUACUUUUCCGGCAGCGGCUCUACCUCCGCGAACCUUCGCUCACAAGCCGACCAGGCUGCUCAGAAGCCGCAUGCUACGUAA
Messenger RNA from Coniosporium apollinis CBS 100218, 519 nucleotides. RefSeq names its product protein yop1. NCBI's taxonomy places the organism in Eukaryota, Fungi, Ascomycota, Dothideomycetes. The record is from RefSeq and is a predicted model, not a curated record. Bases 1 to 519 code for a protein of 172 amino acids. The transcript has 7 exons.